Messenger RNA from Aspergillus costaricaensis CBS 115574, 1923 nucleotides. Its product is annotated as SGNH/GDSL hydrolase family protein. The record is from RefSeq and is a predicted model, not a curated record. Gene Ontology annotation, molecular function: triacylglycerol lipase activity. Gene Ontology annotation, biological process: triglyceride catabolic process. NCBI's taxonomy places the organism in Eukaryota, Fungi, Ascomycota, Eurotiomycetes, Eurotiales, Aspergillaceae. The coding region runs from base 1 to 1923 and encodes 640 amino acids. The transcript is spliced from 2 exons.
AUGUUUUGGCUCAUAUUUCUGCUGGUGAUUCUUGCCACUGGCAGUCCUGACAUUAAUACUCCUCCACAUGAUCCUCCCUCAUCUGAUCUACCCAUCACAGACCUCACCUUCGUUCGCAAAUGGGCAGCCAUUGGCGACAGCUACACAGCAGGCAUUGGUGCCGGUGAUCUGUGGAGCGAUAAAAAAGAAGACACCAAAUGCUCCCGCUACGACAAGUCAUAUGUAGCACUUCUGAAGCAUAUGUUGGGUCCACAAGUGACCAAUUUCACAUACACGGCAUGCAGUGGCGCUCGUACUAGCGACAUCUACAGCCAGGCCCAGGACCUUGAUAAAUUCCACGACCUCAUAGUCCUGACCGGUGGAGGAAAUGACUUGUGCUUGUCCGAUAUCAUCACCACCUGCAUCUUUCUCCCUUUCAAUAGCGAAGAGAAGUGUCAGAAGGUCAUUGAAUUGGCUCAAGAAAACAUCAAGUUUAUCCUGGGGUACAACGUUCGCAGGAUCCUCGAAGUCGCUGUGAGCAAGGUGAAUGCUUUUGGCAUCAUUGUCUGGGCUCUUUACGGCCAGUUCUUCAACACGGAAACUGAUGACUGCGAGAAGAAUCAGGACUGGGCCUUCCCUGGUCUGGCUCCAUUCGAUGCUUUGCCUUUGACUCGCGAGCGUCGCGAGAAACUCAAUCAACUGGUUACUGACACAAACAAGGUCAUUAAGAAAACCAUCGAGGAUUUUGUCAUGGAUAAGGGAAAGUAUUUCCCAAGAGUGCAUAUCCGUACUGCCGAUUGGAAUGACUUCAUGAAAGACGGCCUCAAAGGACAGUACUGCGUGCCAGAAUCAACAGGCAAAUAUCCCGAUCCCAUGCAGCCGAACUUGCAUUUCUUCAAGCCAGACACCACCUAUGAACGCCACACGGAACUGAAAGCGAAGCGCGACAACAUCACCGAAACCUCCUUUUCCUCCUCCGCCGAUACUAAUGACACCCUUUCAUCUUUGUACGACUCUAUCCUCUACCGCUCUCCCAACCCGGCUGCAGCUGCCCUUUACGAGCUGAAUCCCACCGGCGUAACCUUACCCCCAGGCUGCCCGGGUGACAAAGGUAUAGGAUUCGGGCUCCCCGACCGCUGGGGCAAAUACUUCCACCCAAACGAGCUCGGCCACAAGACCAUUGCCUCCUUCGUGCUAGAUGGCAUAUAUGCCGCACGGGCUGAUUUCCUAGGCAAGAGGAACCCCAUCUGCUCGCGCGGUUUCGAGGAGUUCCGAUGCUGGCAAAAUGACGGCCGAAAGGACUACGCAAGCGCGGACCUCCUAAACAAGAACUACAAGACCUACUGCAAGGAAGUAAAACCCCCCAAGAAAACGGCAAAUUGGAAAGACGAGCGCUGGUUCCACCAACAAACCCCAGAAACGCACAGCUUCAGCAUCCAACUCAGCGACGGCGCCACUCACUUCGACCAAGGCCACUGCAUGGAGUCCUUCGAACGUAUCAUCAACUCCUGCGAUGGCAAUGAUCCGAAAAAUCCGAUGAACUGGAAAUUCGGGGGUCGCUGGACUCGCGGGAGCUAUACGUAUGAAGUUAACAUUGCGAACUCGUUCAAGAGACCCUGGCCGCCGACGAGAGAAGUUGGGGGUUUUUGCGAUAGCAGUUAUAAGUUCUGGUACCAGAGGUAUGAUAUGAGAGGCAGAGGAUGGGCAACUUCGGAUGCGGGUCAGGAUACGCUGAAGCCGGCUAUUAUAAGCUGCGUGGGACACGGACUUACGGGAUGGGACUUUCAGUAUUUGGAUCAUCCGGAUUCUGAUGGAAAUGAGUGGGUGGCUAAAUUCAAUACGCCAAUUUUGACGGGACCCAGAUGCUUUGAUAAUAAUAGGGUGCAAUUCAACGCUGGGGGUUUCACGCGGGGUUGUCAUGGGGUGUUGCGACGUGAUCCUUGA